Messenger RNA from Anopheles stephensi (Asian malaria mosquito), 963 nucleotides. RefSeq lists its product as uncharacterized. The transcript is spliced from 2 exons. The coding region runs from base 43 to 921 and encodes 292 amino acids. Lineage: Eukaryota; Metazoa; Arthropoda; Insecta; Diptera; Culicidae. The record is from RefSeq and is a predicted model, not a curated record.
UUCGUUGCCAAAUCGUCGGUAGUUAGUAGGCGAGAGGUGAACAUGGCGCACCUGCACGGACCUGCCGGACGGAGCCCGAUACCCUUGGGCUUCGUACUGCUGGUAGCAAUCGUUGGUGGUAUUGCCUGUGAAACGUUUCAAUUUCCCGAGUUUGUUGCAAUCGAAGGUGAUGACGAUGGUGCGGCCUGCGGUGGUUGGAUUAUUGAUAAGGUGCUUCGUCCGCACGUACUAACGACGGGUGCGUGUGUGCAGCAGCAGCUAGGUGGACGUACCUUGCGGCAACUGCUGGUGCGGUAUGGCAGUGCUGAGGUAACCUCUCGUACCGCGAGUCUUGCUGUCGAUCGGAACCUGGCCUACGCAGAUGGCGAUCAGAAUCAGCUGCUCGUGCUCAGCACAUUCGGUAGACUGCGACGAAAUCCGAUUCCUGCUUCGCCCGAGCACACGCAACGUCACAAUGGAACAUAUUUACUCUGCUGGCGUCGCCCGCUGGUGUCUGGUGAUGCUCCUCUUCACAAAACCUUACUGCUGGUAGAACCGGGACAGCAUCGCUCCGUAAAGCAAUUGCUCAACACACUGUACUGCAGCAGUCUCCGGGGAUAUCUGCUGGAAGGUGCGAUGAUACUGGAGAACCUGACACCAUCCGCAAUGGUAACGCUGGUCCCCGGUACGGGCUCCUCCACCUGUGGCACCAGCGUGGACCUGCUGGAGCUGCGCAAUCUUACCAGCCCGGCAGGUCUCGCCAAAAAGAUGAUUGAUUCCCCGUUGGUAGAGCCUGUGCCCGAUAAUAGUUUUACCUUUACGGAACCGAACUCUGCCUUCGGAUACAUCGUGUACGUUAUCUUCAUGGGCUACUGCAUACUGUACACGGUGAUGUUCUUUAUCUUUGGCCUAAUGCGUGCCCACCCGAGCACUGAUCUGUGAGCGAAUAAAGUUAGCAAAAAAAGGUGCUAUUUUUUCCUCGUG